This is a messenger RNA of Rotaria sp. Silwood2, 447 nucleotides long. The record is from the annotation of a GenBank genome assembly. NCBI's taxonomy places the organism in Eukaryota, Metazoa, Rotifera, Eurotatoria, Philodinida, Philodinidae.
AUGUCAAAUUUUUAUGAAGAAUUGUGUUCAUAUUCUCAUUUGAUAUUUGAAGAUUGGAAUGUAUCUAUUGAACGACAUAGUUCUCAAUUGAAAAAUAUUAUUGAAUUAAAUUGGUCUCAACAUAAAACAAUCUUAGAUGUAUCUUGUGGAAUAGGUACACAAACUAUUGGCUUAUCUCAAAAAGAUUAUCAAUUAAUUAUUUCUGAUAUUUCUGUUAAUGAAAUCGAACAAGCAAGAAAAGAAGCUCAACAAUGUCGGCAAACAAACAUUUCAUUUUCUGUUUGUCAUAUGAUAACAGCUUUCGCACAUCAUAGUAGUAAUUCUGAUACAGUUAUAUCAUGUGAUAAUUUAAUUUCUCAUCUUCAUACUGAUAAAGAUUUUUUUUUGGCACUUAAAAAAAUAUAUUCUUGUUUACGGCCAGUUGAUGGUUGUUUGAUUACAAUUUGA